Molecule: messenger RNA, 4926 nt
Organism: Helicoverpa armigera (cotton bollworm)
Lineage: Eukaryota; Metazoa; Arthropoda; Insecta; Lepidoptera; Noctuidae
Exons: 2
Coding region: 1384-4926 (1180 amino acids)
Source: RefSeq, a predicted model, not a curated record
UGGGGCCUAAUUAUAAAAACCUAACAACCUAUCUCCUAUCUCCCCGGGUGGAUGGGCCCGGGGAUGUGUAACCCUCCCUGCCGGGUAUAGGCAGGGAGGUGAGUACCUAUUGGUGAGCCCUAAGCUUGUAAACCGUUCGCCAGUCUUAUUGUGCGAACGGGCCCUAGCCAGUCUAGUGCGAAGGGUAUAGAGAUACCCAACCGACACCAGGUGUGUAGCUGUGAAAGCAAACCAGAUGCAAGGCACGACUAGGAGAUCCCCCAAGGCCGAAAUCCGAGCUCCCGUCCAAUUGACUGCCUUGCCCUGAAGGGGUUCGGCGGGUGUGAUUGGGUCAACACCCUCUCGGCUUCGUUGGCACCGUAUGGUUUCAACCGAGAACCACGAAACUGUGGCUUUUACCCAGAAGGGGUCAACUGAAUUUACUUGACACAAACGUUUUAGAAACAGGAUAAUCGUCCGCCGCUUUGAAAAAAGCAGCUUUAGAUUGAUAUAUUUGUAGUCGGCAGAGCGACUACGGUGAGCGUUACGUCGGGCGUAACAAAGACAAAAGUCGUAAACGGGCGAGCGCAGAGCGACACGUCCGUACACGACGAGAGUCAGAAGGGGAGUCCUAUUAAAUGUAAAUAGAAAACGAGCUUAAGUCUAAAAUAACAGGGGCCGAAGUAGUGUUAACGCUCAGGCGAGAGCGUCGCGCGAUUGUCCAAUAAGAACGCUCUGAUAAGACUCUAUGAGUACCUAAAAGAAACGAGACAGAUGCGCGCGCGAGCGAGAUAGCACAUGCGUAAAUAUAACGCGUUCGGCGCGAGCGGUCUUCAAUCCCAUGUUGUAGGUGGUGUAGCGAAGCGUACCUCACAUACUCUUGCUAUGUAACCUUUACAAACUACCUGUAUGUAAGUACUCCGUCCCUUUUUAUCUCACUCCCUUAUGUACUCUGACUACAUACUUUUUUGUCACUCCUAUAGCUAUACCCUCUUAUUUUCUUCCCCUAUGUACAACCAAUAACAUAGUGUCGCAAAUCGAAUUACCCCGCGCAUUUCUGGACGCCGACAAACUCGCGUUCCCGCUCGUUUCCUAGAAUAGACGGAAGGGACGGGGCGUUCGUAGCUUACGCGAAUGCGCGCCGACGCGCCACGAACGCGCAGCGACGGGCGCGCCGACAUCUUGUUUUUAGUCAGCAGUAGACGCAGGAGCCGCGCGCGAUAAGCAUCGAUCGCAAGUACCUAUAAUUGCUAGAUCCGCCGCGCGUGCCCUCACAAAGGUUCCUCUACGAAAGAUGGCGUCCCAACUUUAGGGCCUUAUACCUACUAUAGUUGGUGUUAAGUAUAAACAAUUGGUGUAGUUAUUGUUCGUGUACGUGUUCGAGUACCAUAGUGUCCGUUUAAAAUGCCGCGAACGCGCCAACGGCAAUCACUCAAUGGCUCGCACGCCGAAGACCUCAACGACAGCGUCACCAUGUCUCGCGACAACUUUACCGCACUGCUGACGACUAUCCAGCAGUCCAACGCGGAUAUGUGCGAGCGCAUGCUGCAACGCCUGUCCGCGACGGCGUCCACCCCGACCGCAUCACCGGCACCAACGCCGAGCGCGGCAGAGAGGACCGGCAACUUCGCUCGAUGCACGUCGAGAUUCUCCGGAUCGGCGAAGGAAAACGUGGAAACGUUCAUCGACGCCAUUGAGGCAUAUAAAGAGUGCACCAAUAUUUAUGACGAUGUGGCCAUAAAAGGCAUGUCCAUGCUGCUGACAGACGACGCAGCGACCUGGUGGCAGAGCAUUCGUUCCGAAGUUUCGUCGUGGAAUGACGUAAUAAAAUACCUACGCGACGCAUACGGAGAUCGCCGCCCCGAGUACAAAAUAUACCGAGAAUUGUUUAGAAUCGAACAGGCCGAGGAUGUUCGAACAGACAUUUUCAUAGCGAAGAGCCGAGCGCUGUUAUCGCGCCUACCAGCGGGCGACCUAUCAUUGAAGGUGCAGCUCGAUAUGGUUUACGGCCUACUUCAUCGCAAAAUUCGAAAACGCUUACGUCGCGAAGAGUUUAAUAAUUUCUCUGAACUUCUGAAUAAAUCGAGAAUUAUCGAAGAAACUAUAGCCGAGUCAACAAAGAGCGAAGCGCUCUACUCCGCACCGAAAAACACUGCGGCCAAACAGCCCGCAAUGUACAGCAAUGCACGCGCCGAGCCGCACGGAGCACCCGCAGCGCGACGCAACGACGGCGGCGGAGGCCCGCUUCAAGCGCCCGCGCGCCCUCUCCCCGCGCGCCCGCGCUCCCCUCGCGACGAGACAGCGCCGACGCCGCGCGAGCCGCGCGCGCCGCGCCCUCCGCCCGAGCGAGCGCCCGCCUCCACAACACGUCAGGAGCAGACGCAUACGUCAUCACCGGCAUCAUCGAGACCUGCAUCGCGGCCAUUCUGCGUGUCCUGCAGAAGAUUCGGACACCGAAAGAAACAGUGCCGUAAGUCAACAGGAACAGGUGAGGCAGCUGCUCAGACUAAUAAUAAUCCGGUGUCGUGUUAUCAGUGCGGUACACAAAAUGUGACUCGUGAAAACUGUAAACAAUGCAACAACGAACAAAGUUUUUAUAGCAUUGCCCCGCGAAUAAGAAACACUUCUUAUUCUAAAUCAACGCAACAGUCGAAUCAUAAUAUAAGUAAUAAUAGUUACGUUGCAAAUUGUAUAGAGUCGACGUCGCAUUCGAACAUAUUUUCUAAUAACAAUUGUGUUCAACAGAAUAGCGGGUCAUGUGAUAGUCCGCGCAUAAACGAGCAACCAUCUAAACAAAAAUUAGAUUCGCGUUAUUUACGUAAACAAAAUUGUACGUGCUCAAUUAAUAACUUAAAACUAAAUAAAGAGUUUGCGGACGUUCACUUGACCAGCAACGUGGUGAAAUGUUACCACGAAUAUGUUACGAAGAAUAAUAGCAAGGAUAACAUGAUUAUUGAUAACGCUCAUUGUGAAUUAGGGUGCAAGCGCCAAUUAUCUACCAUUGUACCGGAAAACAUUUUAUGUUGCGAUGACGCCGACGACGACUAUUCUUCGCAUUAUUUUAAUAUGUGUAAUGACGCCCGCGAUAUAGAGGGGUGUAACCAAUAUGCUUGUAAUUUGUUUAGUGAUUCUUUUUGUUCUUGCAAUUGUUUUAAGCAUAAGUUAGAUAUUAAGGUGUGUAGUGACACAAUAUAUUGUGAUGAGAGCACGCGCGCCGGUGACGGUAACCAUGAUAAACUCGGGGUAGUUUCGCGACCAAUUUUUAAUAUAAAAAUAUUAGGCGCGUCGGGAACCGCGUUAGUUGAUACCGGUGCUAAAAAUUGUAUUGCGGGCCACACGCUGCACAUCCUCCUACGUCGCAAGGGUCAUCCACUUCAACCGGCGCGAAGACGUAUCAAACUCGCUGACGGACACGCGCGCGAGCUUGACGUCCUAAUAACUACUCUGGACGUGCACCUGGAAGGAAAGGUGGUUCAGGCACCCUUCCUCAUCCUUCCGGAUGCACGACAGAAUGAGACAUUACUGGGCAUGGAUUUCCUCUUGGCAGCUUCAUUAAUAAUGGAUUUUGCUAGGAAAUGUUGGUGCUUUUCAGAGACUCGCCACGUGGAGUACCCGAUGCAGUUCGAACCCUCCAUCUUGCCACAGCUUUCCUGUUCCUCCGCGGAUGUACUCCGGGAAGAUGAAGGUACAGUAUUGACCCAACCGGAACGGGACCUGCUGGAGCAGACCUUGGUGGACAAUGGGGACAUCUUCCAGCUAGGGGGAGAGCCUACCCCCUAUGCUGAACAUCGCAUUGAUACAGGUGAGCACCCUCCUAUCUCGGUACCACCGUACCGAUUGACCCCGGCCAAGAAGGAACUUAUGCGUCAAGAAAUCGAGAAGAUGCUCAAGGACGACAUCAUUGAAGACUGUGAGUCUGCAUGGUGUUCUCCUGCUCUUCUAGUUCCUAAGGCCAACGGCAGCAUACGCUUCUGUGUAGAUUACAGGCGCUUAAAUGCUGUUACCAAAACCGACCAUUAUCCUAUGCCGUUGAUUGACGAACUAUUACAAUCAACGAAGAGGGAUUGCUAUAUGAGUACCCUGGACCUUAGGUCAGGUUACUGGCAGGUGAGUGUGAAUGAGCAAGAUAGAGAUAAGACCGCUUUCAUCAGCCCACUGGGAACUUUUCGAUUUAAGCGUAUGCCUUUCGGACUGAAGAACGCGCCAUCGACGUUCCAGAGGCUGAUCGAUCGUCUGCGCUCAUGCUCAUCUCUAGCCCACGUCACCAUCCUGGCCUAUUUGGAUGACCUCCUGAUCAUCUCCGAAGGUUUUCAGCAGCAUCUAGAGGAUCUCCGGUCUGUCUUCAGUCGCCUUCGAGAAUUCAAGUUGCGGGUGAAUCGAGAUAAAUGCGUAUUCGCCAGGGGGAGUGUCCAGUACUUGGGCCAUGUUAUUACCCAACAGGGAAUCUCACCUGACCCUGACAAGGUCAAGGCCGUUCUGGAUAUGCAUGAACCCAACAACUUGAAGCAUCUACGAACCUUCUUGCAGACCUGCUCGUGGUUCCGCAAAUUCAUCCUGAAUUUCUCGGCCGUGGCCGAACCUCUGACUAGAUUAACUAGGAAAAGUCAGACUUGGACCUGGGGUACAACGCAGUCCUCUGCUUUUCACGACCUGAAGCGACUUUUGACUUCAGCUCCAGUGUUAGUUCAGGCAGAUUUCAAUCGCCCUUUUAUCCUCCGCACCGACGCUAGCAAUUAUGCGCUGGGAGCCGUCUUGCUCCAGGGGGAGGAUAAGGAAGAAAGACCCAUCGAAUACGCCAGCCGUCUUUUGACCGCCGCUGAGCGAAAUUAUUCGACCACUGAGCGAGAGGCUCUAGCCGUCGUAUGGGCUGUAGAGCGAUUUCGGUGCUACUUAGACGGACAUCCCGUAAUUAUAGGUAGCGAUCACCAACCCUCCGUUGGCUUAUGA